This is a messenger RNA of Orussus abietinus, 1671 nucleotides long. Its product is annotated as inositol-phosphate phosphatase. Lineage: Eukaryota; Metazoa; Arthropoda; Insecta; Hymenoptera; Orussidae. The transcript is spliced from 6 exons. Gene Ontology annotation, biological process: phosphatidylinositol phosphate biosynthetic process; signal transduction; inositol metabolic process. Gene Ontology annotation, molecular function: inositol monophosphate 1-phosphatase activity. The record is from RefSeq and is a predicted model, not a curated record. Bases 356 to 1327 code for a protein of 323 amino acids.
UAUACAAAUAUAAAUAUCCUAACUGUAUCGAAAACACGUUUGAAUAAAAAAAAAAGACUUGCGGGCGAAAUAUCGAGCUAAAUAAUCGCAGGUGUUAAGAACCUUAACCAUGAAUGUAACCAUGAAAGGUAUGAUCAAAGAAUGUCAUCUUUUUCAUUUAAUUCCUUAGUUCAAUAAAAGAGUAUGGAGACAUUUUAUAUACAAAUAUAAAUAUCCUAACUGUAUCGAAAACACGUUUGAAUAAAAAAAAUAGACUUUCGGACGAAAUAUCGAGCUAAAUAAUCGCAGGUGUUAAGAACCUUAACCAAGAAUGUAACCAUCGUCAGAUAAGAUACAAACUUAUGAAUCUUUCAAAAUGGCCAGAUUGGCGUGUUCACUGUACUUACGAGGACGUAUAUCUUUGUCGUUGAUAAUAAGAGUGUUACAAACCGACCCUAGCUCAGUCACACCAAAGAACUUCUUGGAGUCAGAGAAAAUGACAGAACAUCACGAUAUCGAAAAAUACUUUCAAUUUAUCAAAGACUUGACGUUGGAAGCAGGGGAGAUAAUCAAGAAAGGCUUCGAAGAGAACAAGAACGUCAAGGCUAAAAGUGGCAUCUCGGAUUUUGUAACCGAUCAGGACAAAAAAGUCGAGGAACUCUUCAUCACGCAAAUAUCCUGCACGUUCCCUGAUCACAAAUUUAUAGGAGAAGAAACGGUUGCCGGUGGACCGCUUCCAGAAUUGACGGAUGACCCAACAUGGAUCAUAGACCCAAUAGACGGUACCUUGAACUACAUACAUUCGUAUCCACAAUUCUGCAUAUCGGUCGCCCUAGCGAUCUGUAAAGAACUAGUAAUCGGAAUCGUGUACAAUCCUAUCAACGGCGAGUUGUAUACCUCGAAAAAGAGCGAAGGCGCAUUCUUAAAUGGAAAGCGAAUAUGUACUACCACAGAAAAAGAACUGAAGAAUUCUCUGAUAUUAAUUGAGCCGGUAAAUGCUCACUGGUUCCCUCAUGGCAGUGAUAUCAGUCAUGCUCGAGUAGCAGCUCUCGUUGAUGCAACUCAAGGCUCGAGAUCUUCAGGAUCUGCGGCCUUGGAUUUAGCUUAUAUUGCCAGAGGCAUUGCAGACAUGUUUACUAUGGACUUCCUGAAGCCCUGGGACGUUGCUGCAGGAGUUCUAUUAGUUAGAGAGGCCGGUGGUACAGUAAUCGAUACAAAAGGUAAGCAACACAACCUCAUGAAACCCAACACAAUCGCGGCAGCUACUAAGGAACUUGCAUGUGAAACGUCCAAGUUAAUCGUAGACACGGAUUUAAAAACACAGCGGAAAAGGCUGAAGAGGACUUGAACGGAUCAUUACCCACCGAUUAGUUCAUUACGUUAUGCAAUUAUUUAAUCUUUACGAACAAGUUAUCGCACUGGAAAUCUAUGGGCGCUUUACUGGUUCCCGAGUAUCCUGGACAAGCAUUCUUCUAGCAUGAUCUUGUACAUAGCCUUCAAAGUUCGUCACGUUCACAGUAACAACCUCGAGAUAUUUAGUCAUAAAGACUCUGUCGUAAAUCUGUAAAAAUUGUGCCUGGAGGUAGACAAUUAAAAAUGCUUCGUUUUUCUGAGAAAAAAGUUAAACCAUGUAACGAUAUAAUGUUCUAGAAGACUAUGCUAUUAUGAAUAAAAUAUUACUUCAGAACACUU